Molecule: messenger RNA, 1370 nt
Organism: Drosophila guanche
Lineage: Eukaryota; Metazoa; Arthropoda; Insecta; Diptera; Drosophilidae
Gene: PIP4K
Product: phosphatidylinositol 5-phosphate 4-kinase type-2 beta
Exons: 10
Coding region: 156-1370 (404 amino acids)
Biological process (GO): phosphatidylinositol metabolic process
Molecular function (GO): phosphatidylinositol kinase activity
Source: RefSeq, a predicted model, not a curated record
CUGUAUUCGAUACUAUACGAUAUUUCCUUCUACAAUUGUGUAGACUAGGUAAUUUUUUUCGUUUAAUAUGAAGUGCUUCUAUAAUCGAAUUCCAUAUGAAUGAACUGAUAUUUUGGUGAUUGUGACUUAACACAGACGCAUUAGCCAGCCGGAACAUGGAUAAAAAGAUCUCUUCAAUGUCGCAACCGCGAAUAUUAAAAAAGAAGCACUUUAGAGUAAAACAUCAAAAAGUAAAACUAUUCAGAGCUAACGAACCGAUUCUGAGUGUAUUUAUGUGGGGCAUAAACCACACAAUAAAUGAAUUAAGCCAUGUAAAUAUACCAGUGAUGCUUCUCCCAGAUGACUUUCGGGCUUUUUCAAAAAUUAAAGUGGAUAAUCAUUUAUUUAACAAGGAAAAUAUGCCGUCACAUUUUAAAGUAAAAGAAUAUUGCCCCCUAGUCUUUCGUAAUUUGCGAGAGCGAUUUAAUGUUGAUGAUGUUGAUUAUCGCGAGUCCUUGACUCGAUCACAGCCGAUACGGAUCGACUCUUCCGGAAAGUCAGGGGCACAGUUUUACCAGAGUUAUGACAAGUUUUUUAUAAUUAAAAGCUUAACAUCAGAAGAAAUUGAGCGUAUGCAUGCCUUUCUAAAGCACUAUCAUCCGUACGUUGUUGAAAGACAUGGAAAAACACUUUUGCCGCAAUAUUUGGGAAUGUAUCGGAUCACUGUGGAGAGCGUGCAAUAUUACUUUGUCGUCAUGCGGAAUGUUUUCAGUUCUCAUUUAACAAUCCACAAAAAGUUUGAUUUAAAAGGUAGUACUGUGGAUCGUGAAGCAUCUGAAAAGGAGCUCGAAAAACUUUUGCCAACAUUGAAGGACAAUGACUUUAUAAAACAGAAAGUCAAGCUGGAAAUUGGAGGCGAGGCAAAAAAAAAAUUAAUGGAUACUUUAAACAAUGAUGUGGAUCUUCUUACCAAGCUGCACAUUAUGGACUAUUCAUUGUUAGUCGGUGUACAUGACUGUGUGCGAGCGGAAGAGGAAGCCCUACAGGGAGAUAAUAUACAAGCUGCUGGUCGCAGCGAAAAUAGCGAAAGCGAGGAGUGCGAUAGUGGAGAACGCUGGACGUACAACACGCCUCCAGAUUCACCAAGAGGUGCGCAGUAUAAAGAAGUCGUAUAUGAAGUUGAUAUAUACGCCAUUCCAAGUGUUGAAGAAAAACGAGAAAUAUACUUUAUAGCUAUUAUUGAUGUCCUUACUCAAUACGGAGUCAAGAAACAGGCGGCAAAAGCAGCAAAGACGGUUAAGUAUGGUAGUAACGUUGAUGGAAUAUCGACAUGUGACCCAGAACAAUAUGCCAAAAGAUUCUUGGAAUUUAUGGAUAAAGCUAUAGAAUAA